GCGGCGGCUGGCUGCAGUAAGCAGAAUAAGAGCCUCGCCCGCUGUACUACACUACAGUACACUACACUACUACUCACUACUUAGUUUUACACACUCGCCAUGGCGUCGCAAGAGCAGAAGAUGAGCUGGCAAGACAUUGCCGCGCAAAAGCGCCAAGCGCUGCGCGACUCCAUCCCGGCCGAAUGGCGCAUCCCCGCAGAUCUGCUGCCGUCCGAGCAGUCCCAGCCCGAUGUGACGACCUUCCCGGCCCAGUCGGGCUGGUUCACGCCCGCCGAGCUGGCCAUCACGACGACGCCGGCCGCGGAGCUGUUGGCGAAGCUUAGAGCCCGCGAGUGGACGGCCGAGGAGGUCGCCCGCGCCUUUUGCAAGCGUGCUUCGGCUGCGCACCAGCUGAUCAACUGCCUCAGCGAGACGCUGUUCGACCUCGCCAUCGCGACCGCGCGCUCUCUGGAUGCGCACCUCGCGCGCACCGGCACACCCCUCGGGCCCCUCCACGGACUGCCCAUCUCGCUGAAAGACAACAUCGACAUCGCCGGCGUCGACAGCACGCUCGGCUUCACCUCGCGCGUCCACGCCCCCGCCCCGCGCAACGCCGUGCUCGCCGACCUGCUGCUCGCCGCCGGCGCCGUCCCGUACGUCAAAACCAACGUCCCCACCGCCAUGAUGUACGCCGAGACGGUCAACCAGGUCUUCGGGCCCACGCGGCACCCGCGCCACCCCGGCCUCACCCCCGGCGGCAGCUCCGGCGGCGAAGCCGCGCUGAUAGCGUUUGGCGGCAGCGUGCUGGGCGUCGGCUCCGACAUUGGCGGCUCCCUGCGCAUCCCGGCCGCGUGUACGGGCCUGUGGACCCUGCGGCCCAGCGCAGGCCGCUUCCCGACUGGACGAUGUAGCUCGGGGCUGCCGGGGCAGGAGGCGGUCGCGAGCGUCAACGGCCCGCUGGCUCCGUGUCUGGACACUUUGCGCUUGUAUGCGCGCGCCGUCGUGGACGCGGAACCUUGGCGCAAGGAUCCAAAGUGCCUCCCGAUCCCGUGGCGCGACGUCCAGGCGCCAAAAAAACUGCGCGUCGGCGUCCUUUGGCAUGAUGGCGUUGUCGAACCGCAUCCGCCUGUGCGCCGCGCGCUGCAAGAGACGGUGGAUAAGUUGCGGAAAGCAGGACAUGAGGUCGUGGACUGGAGCUGUGAGGGGCACAAGCGGGCUACCGAGCUCAUCCACGCCUUCUUCCACGCCGACGGCGGCGCCACCAUCGCCUCCCUCCUGGCACCCUCGCACGAACCCCUCCCCCCGUACAUGCACCUCUACGCCCCCGCCGCGCCCCUCUCCAUCGCAGAGCUCUGGCAGCUGCAGGCCGAGCGCACGGCGCUGCAGGCCGCGUACCUAGAGCGCUGGAACGAGGCUGGCUUGGAUGCGGUCCUUUGCCCCACGAUGCCGUAUGCGGCGGUGCCGAAGGGGCGGUUCGGCUAUUUUGGCUAUACGUGCGUGUGGAAUUGCCUCGAUUAUGCGGCUGUGAACUUUCCGGUGGGCGUGAGGGUUGGGGAGGGGGCGGGGGUGGGCGGGUGGGAUAGGGAGGGGGAGGAGGGGGAUGGGGAUGCGGAGGCGGUCGAGGAGAUGUUGAGGGGCCAGCCGGUGAGUCUGCAGUUGGUGGCGGGGAGGCUGGAGGAGGAGAAGUUGCUG
Aplosporella prunicola CBS 121167 is the source of this 1671-nucleotide messenger RNA. RefSeq lists its product as uncharacterized. The annotation marks the transcript as partial. The record is from RefSeq and is a predicted model, not a curated record. Lineage: Eukaryota; Fungi; Ascomycota; Dothideomycetes; Botryosphaeriales; Aplosporellaceae. The transcript is spliced from 4 exons.